AGUGCACAACUAUCCGCUGCAUACCGUGGAAUUAAUUUAAAAGUUUAAAGUUCCUUUAUGAAUAGAUCGAGAUUAGAACACCUGUUCGUGAUGUUCUGACAGGCAAAAGGUGGAGCAUGACUGUAUGGAUUAUUUGCAUACAGAGAGCAGUCCUCGCGAGUCUGAGUGGAGCCAGAUGUCCCAUGAAAACUACUCUGCAGGGUGGGGGGCUGCGACUGACUGGUCUCCGGGUGAGGGGAAUCCGCAGGCCCCCCUGGUGACUCUGCACCUUCUGGCCAACCCGGGCUGUGGGGGCGAAAUCCAGAGGAUGACCAGAGUGGUUCUCCAGGUCGUGGUCCCGCCCCCAACCCCUCCAACGCUGGUUUGGGUGUCGGAGUGUGAGCGGCAUCGAGAGGCUCCGCCCAUCGAGGCCAUGCCCCCGGGGCUCCUCCCUCAGCCCGCCCUGGCGGUGGUGCUGUUCCUGCGGGAGGAGGAGGAGGAGGAGGAGGAGGGCCUGGGGGAGAACAGGGCGCUGACGUUCCUGCGAGCGCACAUGUCCCGCCCGCCAUGGCGGUACCACCACACCGAGGGCCUGGCCCCACGCCGGCGAGGGAUCCGCCCCUACCAGCCGGCGGGCCAGGACUUCUACAGUCUGGGAGGGGCGCGAGACCUGCCCCUCUGGGCAGUCCGGCAGGUGCACUACGGGCCAGAAGCGGUGCGCUACACCCUGUACUGUCGGCACGCCUCCUUCCCCCUCGCCGCCGCACUGUACGCCACCAUCCUGGGCCGGGGGCCAGCCGUAGAGCGGGAGGGGUUCGCCUGCUUCGCCCUGUUCCGCCCCCGCCCCGGGUGCGAGGUUCAGCUGGCCCUCAAGCGCCUGCCCCCCGAGGCGCACCCCUCCCGCCUGCCCUCUGCCCUCUUGGAGUUCAGGGUCGACGACCUCCAGCCCCUUCGCCUACAUCUGCCUCACCCCUGCACCCCUGUCGGCGCCCUCCGGUGGCAGACACGGGACCACGAUGGGAACAAGAUCCUGCUGCAGGUCAGAGAGCUCUCUGCUGUGGAGUGCUGGAGCAGCCCUGUUUCCCUCCACUCCUCUCUCAGCUCCUCCAGUCCAAGCUCCCUGUCAGAGGCUUUCAGAUCACACACCUGCUCUCAUGACUGUGGUCAGUGCCGGACCUGGUCACCAGAAACUGUCCAGUCCCAGGCUUCAGAAAGGCCAUAG
Molecule: messenger RNA, 1201 nt
Organism: Anguilla anguilla (European eel)
Lineage: Eukaryota; Metazoa; Chordata; Actinopteri; Anguilliformes; Anguillidae
Product: protein FAM124A-like
Exons: 5
Coding region: 125-1201 (358 amino acids)
Source: RefSeq, a predicted model, not a curated record